AAAAGAAGAAGAUAACUAUCAUUAGUUGAGUGACCAACCAUCUGAGAAAUCAACUUGAGGAAGUCAUAGUUCUCAUUUAGAUUUACCAGAAUUUUCUAUGUAUUCUUAUUAGUAGUUUCAUUUAGAAUAUGCUAAUUUUUUAACUAUCAUUUAACUCUGAAUCAGUUUAUCAAAAUGCUGGCUGUGAAGUUGAGGCUAGUGUAUUGGCGAACUUGAUAACUAUUCUCUUGAAUGAUUAAUCAUUCUUUUGUCUGUUGAGCUUACUUAUAACUCAUCAAAUUGUUUUCCUGUUGUUCUUAACCCGAAUUAGAAUGUUGCAGUUACUAGGUGCAAAAGAUACAAAGUGGGAGAUAUCCUUGGGAGAAGAACGUAAUGGCUUCUCUGUUCAAGGAUUUAGCCAAGAUUUCAGCAUAUAGGGAUAGAAGGUUUCCAGGAACACAAGAAGAAUUUGAAGAUGCUUUGUUAAAGUCGACAACUGUUUAUGUGGGGAACUUGUCCUUCUACACAACAGAGGAGCAAGUAUAUGAGCUGUUCUCUCGUGGUGGAGAGAUUAAAAAGAUAGUGAUGGGAUUGGAUGAGAAUUCCAAAACUCCUUGUGGAUUCUGCUUUAUAAUGUACUACUCUAGAGAUGACACUGAAGACUCUGCCAAAUAUAUCAGUGGGACAAUUCUUGAUGAUCGCCCUAUCCGUGUGGAUUUUGAUUGGGGAUUUCAAGAAGGUAGGCAAUGGGGCCGUGGUAGGAGUGGUGGACAGGUACGCGACGAAUAUCGUACCGACUAUGAUCCAGGUCGAGGUGGUUAUGGAAAAUUAGUCCGAAAGGAAUUGGAAGCACAAAGGCAGCUUGUGGAUUAUGGAACAAGAUCACUGGGCGCGUACCCACCAGUUAUGCCACCACCUCACUAUGGUAGACAUGGCGGAAACCAUGGUCAUGGAGGAGGCUCUUAUCGACAUGGUAGAGACUUUCAUCGCAAGCGACACAGGGAAGAUGACCACCAUCGGUCAGAUUAUUCAAAGAGGAGUUAUGACUGUGAAUCUCAGAGAACCUCUGAUCAGGAAUCCAGACGGGAGAAGAAUCCACGUUUCCGUGAGAGUGGUGAUUCUGAUGAAGAGGAUGAUGAUGAUAGGAAGCGGCAUAUAUAGUUCUAUUUUCAGAUGUGGAUUGUUCGGAGAACAAUGUGUUACUUUAAAAAGAGUUGAAGACCCUGCUCUUUCUUGCUCUCAUCAAGUUCCUUUACUUGUGCUUACACAAUUAAAUUGUUGUACAUUAUGAACUACUUUAAAACGUAUUUGCACUUAAAGGAGUAAUCGUUGCUUCUCACUCUCUUAUUUAUCUUCAUUUGUUUGUAUUUCUGAUGGUCAUUGAUGAAGUUAAUUUCUCAGUGUACCCUCUAUUAAAAGCCAUUACU
Molecule: messenger RNA, 1406 nt
Organism: Lycium ferocissimum
Lineage: Eukaryota; Viridiplantae; Streptophyta; Magnoliopsida; Solanales; Solanaceae
Product: nuclear cap-binding protein subunit 2-like
Exons: 8
Coding region: 373-1140 (255 amino acids)
Biological process (GO): mRNA cis splicing, via spliceosome
Cellular component (GO): nuclear cap binding complex
Molecular function (GO): RNA cap binding
Source: RefSeq, a predicted model, not a curated record